CAGUGUUCCACAGAAGUGUGACCAGGCAACGUGGGUGUAAUCCGAGUCACACAAAGUUCAUCAUGAUGACUUCGGAUAACUUCCAAACCCUUGAUUGGGUUCUUUUCACAACACAUAACAUGUCCAAGCAGGCUUGGGGAACACCGCCCAACGCGAAGUCAAAGGGGCUAGAAACGACGGUUUCCAACUACGAAAGUGGUAUAUUGAUAAGUCAACGACAUUAUCCCGGUAAGAAACUGGUCCCCGUGGAGCUGGGAGAGGAUUACUCCUCUUUACUUGAACACGAGGUUCCGAUCAUCCUACCUUUCAAAGUGCCUCCGCCCAAAUACAGCGACACGGAUAAACCGUGGUGUAUCUUUGGCUGAACAGAGCAAGAUGGCGUUGAUGUUAGCAGGCUUUGUGUUAGAACAGCACUCCCACAAGUGUAAUCCUAACAUACUAUCAAGCGCUUUGCGUCAGCUUGGCGAGGCUUCACUUCUUUGACACAUUCGCCGUGGCCGCGAUACUAUGCGCAGCAGGGCUCUUGACGUAUCACACGGCGUGAUUGUGGGCCAACAGGCUAGGACUGUUACUUAGGAGUUGAUCUGGAAGCUCAUAGUCUUCAUUACACCGGUGCUUACAUCGAAAUGGUUAAUCAACUGGUUACUUGAAUAUCACACCGGUCAACCCGGUUUUCGUACACUUUUCAGCCAGUAGCGACCACGACAAAUGGAU
Williopsis jadinii is the source of this 714-nucleotide messenger RNA. RefSeq lists its product as uncharacterized. Gene Ontology annotation, molecular function: phosphoric diester hydrolase activity. Lineage: Eukaryota; Fungi; Ascomycota; Saccharomycetes; Phaffomycetales; Wickerhamomycetaceae. The transcript has a single exon. Gene Ontology annotation, cellular component: nucleus. The coding region runs from base 120 to 365 and encodes 81 amino acids. Gene Ontology annotation, biological process: DNA repair. The record is from RefSeq and is a predicted model, not a curated record.